Messenger RNA from Stylophora pistillata, 2601 nucleotides. RefSeq names its product metabotropic glutamate receptor 3. Gene Ontology annotation, molecular function: G protein-coupled receptor activity. Gene Ontology annotation, cellular component: membrane. The record is from RefSeq and is a predicted model, not a curated record. Gene Ontology annotation, biological process: G protein-coupled receptor signaling pathway. NCBI's taxonomy places the organism in Eukaryota, Metazoa, Cnidaria, Anthozoa, Scleractinia, Pocilloporidae.
AUGUUCGUAAACAUUUACGUAUUACUUUUGGUGGUGGCGUUCUAUGGUCUUCUGUCCUCACCUGGAUCAACAAAGGGGGAGCGUUACUAUCAGUCUGGCGAUAUCACACUUGGAGCGCUGAUUACAUUACAUCAUACGGAAGAAAAUGGCGAAUGUGAUGAUUUUUUCCCCCCGGGACUUGGAGAAGUAGAAGCUAUGAAGUUCGCCAUAGACAAAAUCAACAGGAACCCUCGCCUGCUUCAUAACACGACUCUAGGAUAUGACAUACGGGACUAUUGUAGAAGCACUGUAAAAGUAAUGAGACACACCAACGAUUUCGUCCGAAAAAAUGAAAUGGCGUCCGAAUUAAAAAACGCCAGUUGCGUUUGUACAACUAUAGAUAACAAAACACAGAAUAAACCUACUCCAGUGACAGCUGUGAUUGGUCCAGCAGAUUCGGGGGCUGCGAUCUUUGCGGGGAGCCUUCUGCAAGUGGCUGAAAUCCCACUUAUCAGUCAUGCGGCCACAAGCGAUGAGUUGAGCUCUCCGCAGUACAGUUACUUUUUACGUACUGCUCCUCCCGAUAGAAAGCAAGCAAGGGCAAUGGCUGAUAUUAUAGAUUAUUUCCAUUGGAGCUAUGUAGCUGCAGUGGCAAUGGACGAUUCUUACGGUCGAAAUGGGGUUCGGAACUUGGAAGCUGAGGGAUCCAAAAGGCGAACAUUUUGUCUUUCUUUCACGGACUACAUACCCAGAAAAAACUACACCACAGAGCUAACAACAAUUGCGAAGAAGCUUGGACGCCACUCAAAUAUCCGUGUUGUGGUGCUUUGGCUAUUAAGUGAAUAUGGACGCCGAUUUCUUGAAGAAGCAGCAAAACAGAAAAUGUUUGACCGCACCUGGAUUUUCAGCGAUGGUUUGACGGCUGGAUGGGAGGAGUUAAUGAAAAUGGAAAACGAUCAAAGAGGAGUUUUCCAUGGGUCACUUGGUAUUGAUCUUCGACAUUUUGAUGUUCGACAUUUCAAAGAUUUCUUGAUCAAGGAAUCCAACCUAUCCUUGAAAGAGGAAAGUACCUCAGCUCCUUGGUGGAAGGAGUUUUGGAGACAAAAAGGUCAUUCAUCUUCCAAUGAAAUAGUAAUCCGUUCGCUAUAUAACUCCUACAUUCCCUAUUUGGUAGAUGCGGUUUUUGCUAUUGCCCAUGCCAUUGACAACAUGAGUGGAAUCCAUCCUACAGUUAAUCCGAAGAAACUCGAGAAGUAUCUUCGACAAGUCGCCUUUAAAGGAGAAACUGGGGAAAUCCAAUUUGAUCAGUUUGGAGAUCCUAAAACAUCGUCUUAUGAUGUUGUAAAUUUUCAGGGAAACGCAAAAUCCGAUUUAAUAAAAUUAGUCAUCGGAUCGUGGGAUAAUAGUCGAGAGAAAAUUCAGAUAAACGUUUCCGGCAUUAAGUGGAAUGCUGCAGCAGGCCACAAAAUUGCUCCGAAGUCAUUCUGCCACAGAGAUUGCCUUGCUGGUGAAUAUCAGUUACCAACGACCUCUUGCUGUUGGACUUGCAAGAAAUGUCCGGAUGGAACCGUUAGCGCUGGAGUAAAUGAUAUGAACUGCACCGUGUGUCCCCGGGGACAAAAGCCAAAUGAUCAACGGUCAAAAUGCUUGGAUCUUCCUGAAGUUAAAGUCAUGUGGUCAAGCCCCGUGUCUGUCGUUAUCGUAGUGUUUGUCACAUUUGGAUUCGUUCUCCUUGCCAUCUGCAGUUUCAUUCUUUUCAAAUUACGGAACACUCCCCUUGUAAAGUCAGCGAAUCGAGAGUUAAGUGCUAUUCUUCUUUUGACUAUCGCAAUGGCCUUUUCUUCCUCCGUUUUAACCCUCAGCAAGCCUACAAGCUUUAUGUGCAGUUUGCUUCACUGCUGGAGGCCCAUGGUCCUUGUAACAAUCAUCUCCAUACUGAUAAUAAAGACCAUGAAGAUACUCAGUGCAUUCCAAAUAAACGUCAUGGCCGAGAGAUUCAAAAAAUGUAUUCUUGUAACAAAGAAACAAACGUUUAUCGUACUGGUACUAAUCUUUCCAGCAGCUGUAUUCUCUUUGCUAUGGAUUAUCUUGGACUCGCCACACGAACGACGGAUCAUACAUACAAAUGAAGGUUCAAUUCUUCUCUCGUGUUCUUUGUAUCAAUCGUCCGUCGGAAGGAGUUUCCAAAUCGCCAUAUCUGUCUACACGUCUCUUCUUGCAGCGACUUGUACAUACUACGCCUUCAAAGCCAGAACACUUCCUGAGAACUUUAACGAAGCCAGGUACAUUGCGUUCUCAAUGUACAUUUUACUCCUUUCAUGUGUAGCAUACUUACCUAUUGACAUCGGCCUUAAGGGUUCCCAUGCAAUAAACUUGACAUGCGCAAUGAUACUUGUUAGUUCAUAUGGACUAUUAAUUUGCAUGUUCGGUCCAAAGAUUUACGUAAUUCUUCUCAAACCUGAACAAAAUAAUCACCAGGCCGUGGGUUCAGAGGUCUCGAACUACUCAUUUCGUGCGUCUUUUAAAGUUACCACAGCAGUGACACCUAUGGAACCGAAUGCCCCAAACAGCCAGAAAAUGUUGCAGCUGGAAAUUGCCCCGUCCACUGACUCAACAACCUAA